This is a messenger RNA of Tachyglossus aculeatus (Australian echidna), 4260 nucleotides long. RefSeq names its product regulator of G protein signaling 3 (gene RGS3). Gene Ontology annotation, biological process: signal transduction. The transcript is spliced from 23 exons. The record is from RefSeq and is a predicted model, not a curated record. Gene Ontology annotation, molecular function: protein binding. The coding region runs from base 143 to 3184 and encodes 1013 amino acids. NCBI's taxonomy places the organism in Eukaryota, Metazoa, Chordata, Mammalia, Monotremata, Tachyglossidae. Gene Ontology annotation, cellular component: plasma membrane; nucleus.
CCGUGCCCGUCGCCGCUCCCUCUGCGGCCAGCAAGUCCGCGGGGACGCCCCUUUCUACCUCGCCACCUUUGGUCAGCUGAAGCUGUCAAUCGAAGCCCAGAGCAGAGUUCUGCUUCUCCACGUUAUUGAAGCCAAAGACCUAAUGGAGGAAAGCCCUCAGCCCUGUGCUGUGUACGUGAAGAUGUCGCUGGCACCCGACGGCGACCCCAAGGCCCGGCAGAAGACGCAGACCGUUACGGACAGCAGGAACCCUGGCUUUCACGAGCAUUUUCUAUUCCCAGUCCAAGAGAAAGAUGAGCAGAAGCGUCUCCUGGUCGCAGUUUGGAACAGAGAGAGGGAAUCGAGACAGAGCGAUCUCCUCGGCUGCAUGAGCUUUGGGGUGAAGUCUCUCCUGACUCUGGGCAAGGUGGUGAGCGGCUGGUACUAUCUCCUGGGGGAGGAUCUGGGCCGCACAAAGCACCUGAGAGUGGCCAACCGGCGGCUGAGGCGCCAGACCACAGACCUGUCCUCGAGGAAACAGCAGAUUCUAUCCUUGGGGAGCAGAUGCAAUGAGAGUGUGGAACAAUUCAAGAUCACAAUUCCGAGGGGGAGAGAUGGUUUUGGCUUCACCAUCUGUUGUGAUUCUCCAGUUCGGGUUCAAGCCGUUGAUUCUGGGGGCCCAGCGGAGAUGGCUGGCCUGCAGCAGCUGGACACGGUGCUGCAGCUGAAUGAGCAACCGGUGGAGCACUGGAAAUGCGUGGAACUGGCCCAUGAGAUCCGGAACUGCCCCGGGGAGAUCAUCCUGCUGGUUUGGCGCAUUGUCCCCCAAGUCAAGCCGGGGCCGGAUGGUGGUGUCCUGCGCCGGGCCUCCUGCAAGUCCACCCACGACCUCCAGUCACCCCCCAACAAGCGGGAGAAGAACAGUGCGGUGGGCACUCGGCCUGAGCAGCGUCACAGCUGCCAUCUGGUGUGCGACAGCUCAGACGGCCUGCUGCUCGGCGGCUGGGAGCGCUAUGUCGAGGUGGGCAAGCGGGGCCAGCACACCCUGCCCCCGCUGUCCCGGCCCCCGGCCUCCGCGGACUCCAACUACAUCAUCCUGGCCCCGCUGAAUCCCGGCAGCCAGUUGCUGAGGCCAGUGUACCAGGAAGACAGCAUCCCAGAGGACACAGGAAGCUCCAGCAAAGGGAAAUCCCACCCAGGGAUGGGCAGGAAGUCCCGGCUGAUGAAGACCGUGCAGACCAUGAAGAACUACGGGAACUAUCAGAACUGCACUGUUGUGCGGCCGCAUGCCCCCCACUCCAGCUACGGCACCUACGUGACCCUGGCCCCCAAAGUCCUGGUCUUCCCUGUCUUCGUGCAGCCUCUUGAUCUCUGUAACCCUGCCCGGACACUGCUGCUGUCAGAGGAACUGGUGCUGUAUGAGGGCCGAAGCAAUACUAGCAAGGUGACCCUGUUUGUGUACUCUGACCUGCUGCUCUUCACUACAGAGGAUGAGCCAGGCCGCUGCAACGUCCUGAGGAACCCACUCUACCUCCAGAGUGUGACGCUGCAGGAGGGUUCUUCAGAAGACCUGAAGUUCUGCGUGCUGUAUUUAGCUGAGAAAGCCGAGUGCUUAUUAACAUUGGAAGCUUACACGCGAGAGCAGAAGAAGAGAGUGUGUUGGUGCCUCUCGGAGAACAUUGCCAAGCAGCAGCAACAGCAGCAGCAGCAGCAGCAGCAGCAACGGCGGCGGCAGCAGCUGGUCACAACUCCUCCGGGGGGAAAGAUACUGGAGACCGAAAGGGAGGAGCAGAGAGCAAUGACCUCGGAAGCAGAGAAGGCAGAAGCCCCCCAGCCUCCCUUGCCUGAGGAGGGCCUGGCCAGCGGAGGGCUGAAGGGGUCUGGGCUUCCGGCUGGUGACGCCCCUCCAGCGGGAGAGACCUCUGCAGGAGAAAUUUCUCCCACAGCAGCCUCUGCACCGGCUGCUGCAGGAGAGACAGAGGCCGAUGCUGGGGAGGUCUCCGCUGGGGAGGCUGUCACUGGGGAGGCUGCUGUCGGGGAGGCCCCUGGAAAGGAGGCUGAGGUAGGGGAAGCCCCCAGAAGGGAAGCCUGCCACUCUGGAGCCAGCAAGUCCUUCAUCAUCCCUGAGGUGCGCCUGGACUGCACUUUCAGCCAGAGCCCCGAGCAAGCAGAGUCGGAGCUCGGCCAUCGUCCGGAUGGAGAUGAGGACGACGAGGGAGACGAGGAGGAGGACAGAGAAGCAGAGGAUGAGGAGGAGGAGGAAGAAGAUGAGGAGGAGGAGGAUGGUGGCAGGGAAGAGGGAGGCGAGAGCGAUGACAGUUACCUGGAGCAGAAGGAGUUGAAGCGCUGCAGCAUGAUGGAACCGUCAGGAUGCGCGGAGGGCUUCACGUUGUCCGUGCAGAACUCGCUGCGCCGCCGCACUCACAGUGAGGGCAGCCUCCUGCAGGAGGCCAAGGGCCACUGCUUCGCCUCGGACACCACCCUCAACUGCUCCGACAGCGAGGGCAAGCAGGGCGGCUGGGCCCUUCCCUCCCCAAAGACGCUGAAGAAAGAGCUGACGCGAAACGGUGGUUCCAUGCACCAGCUCUCCCUGUUUUUCUCGGGACACAGAAAGCUGAGCGCCCCGGAGGCCGAUUUGAGCUGCGAUGAAGGUGAUGAUGCCUCUCGGAAGAGAAAGAGCAAAAACCUGGCCAAAGACAUGAAGAACCGACUGGGGCUCUUCCGCCGGAGGAACGAGUCUCCCGGAGCCAACCCCGUGGGAAAGCUGGACAAAGUGAUGAAAUCUCUCAAACCCACCCCGGAGGAGGCGCUCAAGUGGGGGGCAUCUCUGGAGAAACUGCUGUUCCACAAAUACGGGCUGGCCGUGUUCCGAGCCUUCCUCCGCACGGAGUUCAGCGAGGAGAAUCUCGACUUCUGGCUGGCCUGCGAGGACUUCAAAAAGGUUAAGUCCCAAUCGAAGAUGGUGUCCAAGGCCAAGAAGAUCUUCGCGGAAUACAUCGCCAUCCAGUCCUGCAAAGAGGUUAACCUGGAUUCCUACACACGGGACCACACCAAAGAGAACAUGCAGAACGUGAGCCGGAGCUGCUUUGACCUCGCUCAGAAGCGCAUCUAUGGGCUGAUGGAGAAGGACUCUUACCCCCGCUUCCUGCGUUCGGAGCUCUACCUGGACCUCACAAACCAGAGGAAGCUAAGCCCCGUGCUGUAGAGGCCCAGCUGCCACAGGGCAGACUGCAAGCUUGGUGUUUACACCCCGCCAGCCAGCGGUGGCCCUGCCUCUCCCUCCCUUACCACCCCAUGUAGGAUGGGAAGCAGGGAGGGGCCGCUCCGCUGGCAGCCCUGGAAGCCAUAUCUCCGCCGUGUGCGUGAGGACCAACGCGGGUGCCACCCGGAAGAGGCUUAGGGACCAGAACGGAUGACCCCCGGCCAUCCCGUCCUGUCCCUGGCCCUGCCCGUCAUCUCUCCGGUACGACAUUCCAGGCUGCCCUCCGUGGGGUACUGGGCACGAGGACUCCGACUUGGCUCCCGAUGGGGGAUGAGGCAGCCCAGGGCCCGCAGGAAGUGUGCCCCCGGAGCUGGGGAAGGCCGUGCCCGGGGACGGGUCUCUGGCCGGGACCAAGAUGCCGUGGGUUCCUUUUCCUAAGCGGAACCCCCUUUCUCUUUUUCCUGGAGGGCUCGUAGCGACCAAGUUCCUUAAAAGACUGGAUACGAAGGCAGGGUUCUUGAGCCAGGCGGCAAACCCUUGAAGGGGCACCUGGCUCCUCUUUCUCUGUGGCUCCUUGUCUUUGGAAGCCUGAGGCUGAGGAUUCUGCCGUCUUGUCCCAGCCCUGCCUCUUGUUUAUUUAUUUAAACACUGUAGCUGGAUGCUUGAUGCAUUGUUGGAUAAUAGGAAAUACUCGCCUCUUUAUUUUCUUAAUUGUUGUGUGCAAUAUUGUAACUAGGUUUCAUUGGAAGCUAGAAGCAGAGUGCCCAUUCUAUUUUAAGAGUAUGUACAAAAUUUUCUAAGUUUGAGGGGUGAAUUUUUUUCUUUUGCGGGCAGGCCCCGGCAGCAGGCAGCUGGGUUUCCUGAAUGUACAUAUUGUUUUCGGAAGCUCUCGAGUCUGGUGAUCCAGCUGGACGGCUGCAAUGUCUUACAGUCCCUGCCCCAAAGGAGGCCUGGGGUUCUGGCCGGGGCGAGGAGCACGAGCUUCCGGGCCCAUGCUGCGGUGCCGGACUUUGGGUCCUGGCCCAGGCCCUACAGCUCAAGGCUUUAGAGGGAAUAAAGGGCCAAUAUUGUUUCUUGUA